AUGCUUUUGCUGCUUUCAUUUCUCUGGAUUUACCCGAUUUUUGCCCAACUACCAAAUUGUUAUGAAAAUGCGAAACUGAACGAUACGGCCUGGGUGAUCCCGUUCACGAUACAAAAAAAUGGCUUCAAAUGUCAAGGAGAGAUGCUAAAUCAACCGGUGAUUUUUGUCGGAUCGGCAAGGGAAUCGCUAGAAUUGGUGAAGAUCGAGGUAAAAGUGAGUGAAGAAAAGGGAAAUCUUCAAGUGAUUGCAUCGAAUGGAAGAGACACACAAGUCUUCGCUUUACCCGAUGGGAAUGCAAAUUUGAUCGACGGUCGAGUGCUGCAACCACUGUUGGAUGAAGAUUUCAAUGCGGAAAAAGCACCGAAUAUCUCGAUUAUUUUAAUGGCUCGUCCCGGCUUCUCCACGAAAUUUCACCUCGACGUGCACCGAAUUGCCCGACCUCAGUACAAUAUUGAACUCUCCAACAAGUCCCCACUCAGCCUACAAUGGUCAUUCAAAGCUCUCACUCCGUCGAAUUACAUGGAACAUCGAGUUGUUGUCGUUGAGAAAAAGCCAACCUCUCUUAUCCGAAUCCUCGUCAAUUCGAGUGAUGAAGUUUGCAUGAGAGUCAUGCUUCUCGAGGAGUCGACUGCUUUAAUGCACAACUCUUUGCUGGCGAAACACGAUCAACAAAUCGGAUCGUUUACUAAGAAAUUCUCAUUGGAUUACAAGCCGAAAAACGACGAGCCGUUGAUCCUUCGAUAUCUGGUUGAUGAAAACGAUGAGCAUUGUGCCACAAAAUGGGAUAGCCCGAAAAAACGCUCGAAAAAGAUCGAAAUCUCGUAUCAGUUGAUCGACGAAACACCGUUUUCUCGACCGAUCGCCGCACUUUUCGGCUUCUCAAUUUUUCUGAUGAUUCUGCCGAUUUUACCGGUGGCUGGGCAACAGCUCGUGCGCUAUUUGACGAAAACGAGGGAACCACAAGAAAUGAUAAACCGUGAAGAAGCGAUCCCCAUGGAAUCGAUCGACGCAGACGACGCGUUGAUUGAAUGGAGAAUUAUACAAAGGAACAACGAUGACAAUGCGAAUCUUCAGCUUUUGGAACUCAAUUCAGCAGAUCAAAUUGGGCUCAACGAGGAACCAGAAUAUGCACUCAUUCGUGAUGAGACAGACGGUAACCGAUCAUCGAAUCGAAUCCCACUCGAGAAUUUCCAAUUCGCUUUCUUUUUGAUGCCGAUCAUCGUCCAAAUAGCUAUCUCGUACUUUCAGCAACCAACCCCCUCUCUUGAUCACUGCUUUCACAAUUUCGGGUGCGCAAAGAAAUGGGGGAAUAUCGAGAGCUUCAAUCAUGUCAUUUCGAAUGCACCUUACGCAUUCGCCGGCUUCUUCUACCUGUCAUUCGUCAAGAUCCACUCAAAAUGGCGACAAGGACAGGAUUCCCAGUCACCAAUGGGCGUUUUCCAAAAUGUCCACCUGGAAUGGUCGAUGGGUUUGGCGUUGAUUUGUGAGGCGAUCGCGAGUGGGGUCUAUCAUUUGUGUCCAUCAAAGAGCACGUAUAAAUUUGAUACUCCAUUCAUCGUGAUCGUUUGCGUGUUGGGAUGGGUGAAAUUAUAUGGAUCGAGACACGGGACUCCAUCAAACACGAAAGCUCAUCUCUUUGUCGCCAUCGCUCUCUUCGUCGACUUUUGUGUCUCGCAACUCGCCGAACACCAAUGGACAUGGCCAUUCCAAGCGAUCGUUCUCGUCAUUUCCCUCCUCUUUGGCCUCUUCAAAGUGUAUACGGGGAAACACUUUUUGGAAAGACCGAUACGUCCGGAUUUCUUCCGUCGUCUCACUAUCAAUUACCAAGGGAGAAUUCUCCUGUUCGUCGCUUCGAUCAACGUUUUGUUGGCCGUGAUCUACUUCUUCUUUCACACUUAUCUCCACGCGAACAAAUUGGUCGUCUUUUUCGUCGUCCUGAACUUGUUUUUCUAUUUGGGAUACUAUCUGCUCAAUAAGCGUCACUCUAAGGAGAAACUCUCGAAAAUCACGAAAAUCUCUCUGUUAAUGGCCGUGAUUUGCUGGACAUUCGCGCUUUUCGCCUUCACGAGAGAGGAAUCCGAUUGGACGCUCUCCCCGGCGAAAUCUCGUGAACUGAACUCUCAAUGCAUUAUGCUGGAUUUCUUCGAUUAUCACGAUCUCUGGCAUUUCCUAUCCGCCUUGGCCUCCGUUUUCUCACUUAUUUCGAUCUCAACAAUCGACGAUUCAACAUCGGCGAUUCCAAGAGAACGAUUACACGUCUUC
Molecule: messenger RNA, 2262 nt
Organism: Mesorhabditis belari
Lineage: Eukaryota; Metazoa; Nematoda; Chromadorea; Rhabditida; Rhabditidae
Source: the annotation of a GenBank genome assembly